AUGACAAGCCAGGCGCCAGUUCUUGGAUGCUGGACUUUCCGGACUGAUCAUGCCGUCUCUGCCAUACACACCCUUGAAAUCACCAUCGGAAGCCUCGAGAGAAGCCUGAAGAGAAGACGUCCCAUCACCAGCGUUGACACAGGUCACGAGAGAGGCGUCUCCGUGCUUAAUGACAACUCCCUCCAGAACCAGAUCGGCAUCCUCCAAGGACUCGAACACCUCGAGACUAAAGCCCUGCCACUCCUCCGCAGCAUAAACGAAGACCUCACACACGACUCCGGAUUCGAAAGCUACAUAGAUCUCCGUCAACGAUGUCAAGACGUCCUCACCGAUCUCUGCGACAACCUCGCUGCCGCCAUCCCCGUCUCCGCGCCGCUUCUUGCAAUAGCGAUUCGGCUCCCGCGAUCUUGGACUUUCACGCCUAGCACUCCACCGCUAGCUCAUCGAGUCUCCGCGGUGGAGAUGCACUCGACGUGGAGCGAUCACUCACACGGAUCGACGGUGGCUACCGGCCUCUUCAUCUCCGCACCUCUCCGUGGCCGGCUUCCUCAUCGCUGGCCCUCUUCUUACAAACGCCGCGGCCGCAAUGGCGAUCUCAGCUCCCGCUGCCUUCGACUUGCACACCCACCAUUGCACGGCCAGUCCACCGGUUCUCCGCAGUCAAGACGCAGUCGAUAUGGCAUCUCGGCUCCCAUCGUCUUCGGCUUUUACACCUGCCAUUCCACCGCGAGUUCACUUGGUCUCCACAGCUGA
This is a messenger RNA of Zymoseptoria tritici IPO323, 753 nucleotides long. RefSeq lists its product as uncharacterized. Bases 1 to 753 code for a protein of 250 amino acids. The transcript has 3 exons. NCBI's taxonomy places the organism in Eukaryota, Fungi, Ascomycota, Dothideomycetes, Mycosphaerellales, Mycosphaerellaceae. The record is from RefSeq and is a predicted model, not a curated record.